AUGUCUCAUCUUCCAGAACAGCAAUUCACCAUGACUGGAAGUUAUCGAUUUACAGAAAACCAACACGACCCAUUCCAGCACCAACAGCAUAUCAGCCAGUCGAAUGGUUUAUCAGAUGUAAAGAUGGAGACCGACAACAACUUUUCUGAUAUCGCUGGACAAUGGUUUCAGCACGAGCAACACAGUAUAAAAACAGAAAUAGAUAUCGUGGAUGGCUCUUCAACUAGAGAUGUGCAGGCACUCUCGUCUGGAUCGUCCUCGUCGUCGUCUGUAGCAUCAAGCUCGUCGCCAACACCUUCACACAGCCCGCCGCAGCUUCAACAACAUCCAAAAAUUCAGCCAAUGUAUAAUAGUCAACAGCAACAGCACAUGUAUCCACAACAGCAAAUGUAUCAAGGUGGCGGAAUACCUCCAUUAUCAGCAGAAGAUGCUGCUCAACUAGCUGAAAUCCAAUUCGGCAAUGGUCACACACGACGCUGGACGUAUUCCGGUGAUGAAUCUAUCGCUAAUAUACAGAGAUGGAAUAUGGCUGCUGCUAUGAUGCCAGGUUACCAUGAAUUUCCCAAUAAUAUGAUGGCUGGUAUGCAGCAAUCUCCGAUAUGGGCUCAUCACCAAGUAUAUGAUCAAGCAGCUACCUAUAUUGCCAUGUCUAGGCGCGACAUUGUUUCAGGACAACAAUCACAGCAACCAAUGUUUAUGCCGGCUUACUAUCAUCCUGGUAUGGUCGGUCCGAUAUUGCCUCGACCGACUAGUCAUAGUGGUACCAGUGCAAUUGCCGGAUCUGCUGCUAUUGGAAAUGGACGAGCAAAGCCUCCACCACUCAACAUGAAUCUGGUACGAAGUCAGGAGAUACCUGUUACUCAUACCAUGCACUCCUCAUUAUCUGCUUCAGCAAUCUCAUCACCUGUAUUUAUGCAUCACCACCCACAUCACAUGCAACAACAGCAAAACAUCCAUCACGGACACCACCACCAAAGGUCCUUAACAGCACCUCCAUUACCCUUCAUAUCGCCCUUCCGAGCAUAUAUCGAUCCAGGUGUAUUGUCAGGCACUCCAACAUCAGCAGUUCCAACUCCGAAUGUGUUGACCACAUCAUCGGUCUUGGCUCCCUCACCAAUGGCUGCCAUGUCAGCACUACCAAACAACACAACCAACCCAACCAUGAAGCGAAAGGGCAGUAAUGGUAGCAACGCUUCAAUCAAGGAAGAGAAGGAGGAUGUAGUUAUGCGACGAGGUGCAUUAUCAGAUUCUGAAGACGAAGCAGACGAUGAUGAAUCUGAUAUGGCUCAUGCUGGCGCUGAAGAAGUCGAGGAGGGCAUACGUGAAGAUGGAGAGGACGAUGGUAGUGAUUAUGAAGAUCAUGAUGACGAUGACGACGAUUUGUAUGAACGUAGACAGAACUCUAGCCAGCGUCGCCGUACCAGUCAAACCCAAAACCAACCUGUAGUGGCAACAUCGUCGUCCGGUAGACCUAUACGACGACCUCAUCCAGACGGUUUAGGUAUAUCAUCAUCGGAAUCUGAAGACUAUGCAUCAACACACCCGAUACAACUACCCGGUGAAGGUCUCUUUGCCAAUCUAGAAGACGAUAACGUAGAUGCCCCAACUGCAGUAACUCAUCCAUUCAAAUGCCACUGUGGUAAACUCUUUCAAAAAUUAUGUGGUUUGAAAUCACACGAAAAGCAACACUUGAAGAAUAAUAAUAGUACUGGUGGUGCUACUGCUGGUGGUAGUCGAGCUGGAACCACAAUCCGUAAAUUUGGUAAAAAAGUAUCUAAAGCUGGUACAGCACAAAGAGCAUCAGAUGAUAAUGGUGGUGCUCUACCUAUUGAUAAUGGUGAAAAGAUCCAUACUUGCGAAGUGUGCACAAAGGCCUUUUUGAGACGACAGGAAUUGAAACGACAUGCCAUUACACAUCGUGAAGACUUUAAAAAGUUCAGAUGUGUUAAUUGUGCACGAACGUUUACGAGAAGUGAUGCUCUGCAUCGACACGUCAAGAAUCGACGCUGUCGUUUUGAUCGAUAA
Molecule: messenger RNA, 2025 nt
Organism: Synchytrium microbalum
Lineage: Eukaryota; Fungi; Chytridiomycota; Chytridiomycetes; Synchytriales; Synchytriaceae
Exons: 2
Coding region: 1-2025 (674 amino acids)
Biological process (GO): regulation of transcription by RNA polymerase II
Cellular component (GO): chromosome
Molecular function (GO): chromatin insulator sequence binding
Source: RefSeq, a predicted model, not a curated record